This is a messenger RNA of Nothoprocta perdicaria, 1899 nucleotides long. It is a transcript of the gene TLNRD1, whose product is annotated as talin rod domain containing 1. The record is from RefSeq and is a predicted model, not a curated record. Gene Ontology annotation, molecular function: actin binding. NCBI's taxonomy places the organism in Eukaryota, Metazoa, Chordata, Aves, Tinamiformes, Tinamidae. The coding region runs from base 330 to 1397 and encodes 355 amino acids. The transcript has a single exon.
GGAAACGCAAAAAGAAGUAACAGAGAGAUAUAUAAAUAUAUAUCUACUUACCUGGAGGAUGCCGGAACGGGGCCCGAGGGCUCCUGCCGAGCGCCGCCUYGCUGCUGCUAGAGCGUCGUAGGGGCGAAGGCGGGCGCCUGGCGUGCUCGUUCCCCGCAGCRGCGGCCGCCCCGGCGCCCAGAGCCUCUCUUGACUCCCGGCGUUUAAUGGAAUGAUGUUGCGGAAAAGGCAGAGCGAUCGUGCCGGGCUCAGUCGGGACUGCUCGGGCGGCGGCGGCAGAGGCGGUGGCAGCGGGCUCGCGAGCGGCAUGCGAGUGCCCCCCCGGCGCUAUGGCUAGUGGUGGCUCUGGCAAGUCCACCAGCGAGGUGUCCGGCGGCGGCAUCCCCAGCAGCAGCGCCCUGCAGAGGAAGAAGCUCAUCUCGAUCUGCGACCACUGCAAAAUCAAGAUGCAACUGGUGGCUGAUCUGCUCCUGCUGUCGAGCGAGACCAGGCCGGUGAACACCGAGAGCUUGUCUGUCUUCGGGGAGUCCUUCGAGAAGUGCAGGGACACGAUCAUUGCCAGGACCAAAGGACUCUCCAUCCUGACCCAUGACGUCCAGAGACAGCUCAACAUGGGGCGAUUCGGAGAGGUGGGAGACAGCCUGAUGGAGAUGGGGGAGCUGGUGGUCUCCCUGACGGAGUGCUCUGCGCACGCUGCCUACCUGGCUGCCGUGGAGACUCCGGGGGCCCAGCCCGCUUUGCCUGGCUUGGUGGAUCGCUACAAGGUGACCCGCUGUAGGCACGAGGUGGAGCAUGGCUGCGGCGUCCUCAAGACCACCCCUUUGGCAGAUAUGAGCCCACAGCUCCUGCUGGAGGUUUCCCAGAACAUGUCCAAGAACUUGAAAUUCCUUACAGAUGCCUGCGUGCUGGCCAGUGAGAAAUCCAAGGAUAAAUUUGCCAAGGAGCAGUUCAAACUCAGUGUCAAGUGCAUGAGCACCAGCGCCUCUGCCCUCUUGGCGUGUGUCAAGGAGGUUAAGACUUCACCCAGCGAACUGACAAGGAACCGGUGCGUCUUGUUCAGUGGACCUUUGGUGCAGUCUGUCUAUGCUCUGGUGGGCUUUGCCACUGAGCCCCAGUUUUUGGGUAAAGCUGCCACCAUUAAUCCAGAGGGCAAAGCUGUGCAAACCGCCAUCCUAGGAGGAGCCAUGAGUGUGGUAUCUGCUUGUGUGCUCCUGACCCAAUGCCUCAGGGAUAUAGCCCAACACCCCGAAAGUAGCACCAAAAUGAGCGAUUACAGGGAAAGGUUGAGGAACUCGGCUUGCGCCGUCUCUGAUGGUUGCAACCUGCUAUCUCAGGCACUAAGAGAAAGAUCUUCACCCAGGACUUUACCGCCAGUGAACUCCAAUUCUGUGAAUUAACCCCCACACCUUCUGUUUAGAUCCCAGUCACUGCUAAAGGAAAAUAAUAUCCCACCUCCUCACCCUUUUUGGUAUACCAAAGAAUUUGCCUGGAUGAGCCCAAUCCUUUGAUUUCAUGUGGUGAAGAAGCAGAGCAGCGCGUUCAAACUAUACGUACUAAUAAAGGUAGCCAGUUUUGGCUUCAUUCUAUUUUAUUUUAAAGUCAAGCGAGUAUCUGCAGAUAAAUUUUUCUUUACUCAACGAAUCUGCACACAAACAAAUGGUAAUAGCAAAUGUUGAGAAGUUUUAUAUUAGGGAGGUGGGGGUAUCUUAAAAAGAAAAAAAAAAAAGCUUUAAUCGCGCUGGGUGCGGUUUUUAAAGUCUGUCUUGUCUUGUCUUCCGAAAUUUCCCUUCUAAAUUUUACUGUUCAGUUGUGCAGGAAAAAGGUUACCUCAGUUCUCACUCAUUGAAAAAAAAUGAAAAGACCCAACAACACAGAGAUGAUGGAUGUAGCUACUAUUUU